Branchiostoma belcheri (Belcher's lancelet) is the source of this 2923-nucleotide messenger RNA. RefSeq names its product protein c-ets-1-B-like. Gene Ontology annotation, cellular component: nucleus. The transcript is spliced from 8 exons. Lineage: Eukaryota; Metazoa; Chordata; Leptocardii; Amphioxiformes; Branchiostomatidae. The record is from RefSeq and is a predicted model, not a curated record. The coding region runs from base 270 to 1805 and encodes 511 amino acids. Gene Ontology annotation, molecular function: sequence-specific DNA binding; DNA-binding transcription factor activity, RNA polymerase II-specific. Gene Ontology annotation, biological process: regulation of transcription by RNA polymerase II; cell differentiation.
AGCCGCGUCGGUGGACAGUCUGAAACGUUCACUUCCUGAGGAAUACUCGAUACGCUAAGAAAGCGUGACUAAAUAUCGUGGGGGUAGUUCAAAUUUGAGGAUAUUUUAGAUACGCCCCCGUUUGGUCAGCAGGAUCGUUAGACAAUAAUAUAAUUUUUGACCGCAGUAAAAUUUCUUAUCGUCGCCCACGUUUCACACCUCUCAACGGGCGCCAAGACGCGAGAUCGACUACUCAGCCAGGAUUUCUGAACCAUUCCCAAGAGACAUCCAUGAUGAAGGUACCCACAAGCCUCGUCAAUACUAUGGCCCCAGGCCUGAAAUCGACUAAGCUGGUUGAAGCGGACACAAAAGUGAGGAAGACUCUGACCUUCACACUGCCGUCCCCCACAUCAGACUUGGACUGUGUGGUGCCAACUGGCGCAGAGUACCUGCAGGACGACCAAGACAUUUCUAUCGACUUGCACCCAGCCAUUCCACCAGUGACGCCUGGCACCAACGCUCUCAUGACGGAGUGCCUCAAACAGAGCUACAGCAGCUUCAAGGAGGAGCGACAGAAAUUUGGGAUCCUCAAAGAUCCUCGCCAGUGGUCUGACACACAGGUCCUGCAGUGGGUCUCCUGGGCGUCCAGGGAGUUCUCUCUGCACGGAAUCCGACCCUCCAACUUCACAGUGACAGGCCGAGAGCUGUGCUCCAUGGACAAGGACAGGUUCCUCAGCCUGGCCCCUCCGUUUGUUGGGGACAUCCUGUGGGAGCACCUGGACAUGCUGCAGAAAGAAGUGGAUGAAGACAAACAACAGGAGUUUGUCAGCAAGACCACAAACAUUCCUUUGGAAAGUGUGCCAGCCAAUUUCUACGAAUCCGUCUGCAUGCCUGACUUCAACGACUUCCUGGCCAGAGGAGCGUUGCCGGGGCAGGCCUACUGUGGAGGCGUCCCCAUGUUGGAUUCACAGCUCAUGGAGGGCACCAGCUACCAGAUCUCAGAAUCUCUGCAGACCUUGAACGACAUCAACGCAGAAGACCUGCUACCAACGCACAAGAUCAAGACCGAAGACUCCGACUACUACAGCUGGGCAUCAAGCACCCCCUCCCCAUGCUCAUCAUACCAGACGGAGGAAUCCUACGACAGCCUUGUCCCUGAGUACUACCCCACAUUCCAGCGAAACACCAAGCCCAUGCAGUCCGGAGGACAGGCGUACGAGAGGCCAAACAGAGGAAAGUUCGGAGGGAUGAACAACACAUACCAGGGAGAGUACAACAACAGUAGUUCUCCCUAUGGCAGCUACAGCCAGUCGAGCAGUGGUCUGCAGCGGGUCCCCUCCUUCUCCUCCCUCAACAGUAGCCACGGCAACGGGGAUUUCAGCGACUUCUCAUUCAACACCCAGGAGUCCAGACCGCAGACAGCCGAACCCGGCAACCCUGUCAUCCAAGCCGCUGUGUUGGCCGGAUAUUCUGGCAGUGGCCCCAUUCAGCUCUGGCAGUUCCUGCUCGAGUUGUUGACAGACAAGUCCUGCCAGCACUUCAUCACCUGGACGGGCAACGGCUGGGAGUUCAAGCUCAUCGACCCUGACGAGGUCGCCCGCCGGUGGGGCAUCCGUAAGAACAAGCCAAAGAUGAACUACGAGAAGCUCAGCCGUGGUCUUCGCUACUACUACGACAAGAACAUCAUCCACAAGACGUCUGGGAAGCGGUACGUGUACCGGUUCGUGUGCGACCUACAGAACCUGCUGGGGUACACACCCGAGGAGAUCCACGCCAUGGUAGACCUCAAACCCGUCCCCAGCGACGACGAGGACGACGAGAAGUGAGCCGAACUUUUAAUCUGGCUAAAGCAAUGAUGACUUGAUCAGGUCUGGCUGUGUGACACACGGUCUUGCAUUUCUUGUCCGUCCAUCAUUCGUGUUGGCGGGCUAAUUUCUCUGGCUCACUUGGCGUCGGUUCUGUACUGACAUGUAAAGGGCCAUGUUCUUGGCCUAAGUGCAAUACGACAUUCGCAUGUGUGCAGUUUAUGGUCCACUGUUGGGACCUACCAAGUGUUCUUUCGGGCUGGUCCCCUUGUAUAACCUAACAAUAUCCAGGGUUUGUACCAACCAGCCCAGGGAAAUAGAGUCGUAUUGUUGGGUACCACCCAAGCUAAGAAGAGGGAUGUAAAAACACUCCGUUGGCAUUUGAUCAACAAUUGUGUAUUUAACCUCACUUAUUCACUGCCAAACAGUUCUGUGUACCUUCUGAGUGAGAACCUAUCCACUCACAUCCAUUCCCGCUAAGAUCUGUAUCCAUACUGCAGUGAAAUGACUCUAGAAACUGUGUCUUGUUAUCGAUGUUUGUGAAUAUAAAUGUCAAACUUUGUAUAUUUUUUAUAUGGGAUUGACCUAAGAGUAAGAUAAAGUUUUAAAAGAACAGAAGAAGUGAUGCAGGCGUCAGGCUAGUUCUCCAAAGCAAUAUGUAUGUAUUUUGGAUGUUCUUGUUUGUUGCAGAGGGUUGAACUAGAUGGCAGGACCUGAAUUUUAACAUGUUGCGAGGACAAUGAUAUUGAUCGUCCAGAAACGUUUUAACGCCAAAUGGUGUAUUACUUAGUGUACAGGUCCUUAUGUGAAGACAUGUAAAUAUGUUGUCAUUGUUCAGUUGUAAACUUAUUUGUGAAAAAUAAUCAAAACCUGGCUAUGUGUUAGUCGUAAGACCACUGAAUCUAUGAAAAAGAGAGUUACCAUUCACAGUAUUGUGAUUCACAAUGGACAGAGACAAUGAAUCUCUUGGAGGACUUUAUAUUGAAAGUAAAAGGUAUUUGUAUACUUUUGUACGAUACAUGAGACGUUCUCUAAAUAUAUCUAUCUAUAUAUAUGUAUACCAAGUGCCACUUAGUGAAGUGUUGAACUUUGUACUUUUUAUACGUUUGUUGGAAUAAAUUAUACAUCAUCGUGAAACA